Pistacia vera is the source of this 889-nucleotide messenger RNA. RefSeq lists its product as uncharacterized. NCBI's taxonomy places the organism in Eukaryota, Viridiplantae, Streptophyta, Magnoliopsida, Sapindales, Anacardiaceae. The transcript is spliced from 2 exons. The coding region runs from base 220 to 855 and encodes 211 amino acids. The record is from RefSeq and is a predicted model, not a curated record.
UAUCACUUCAACCCUCUGCUAUGGACAUCUCUGAGUACGCUUUCCCUUUUCAUUUCUUCUACUAAGUCUGUCCAUACAAAGUCCAAAACCAGAUCUUUCCUUGUAUUUUGCUUGAAAAUACUUAUCACUAGAUUUUUCACUGCUUCCCCUUCUUCUGGAUCUGGAUCCCCUGCUUCUCUUUUACUCUAUUUUUUCUAAGGAAGGAAAAACGGGUUGAGAAUGGAAGAAACUGCAGGGAAUGCUGUUUUAGAAGUUGGAAAGUGCUUAGGUGCUCCUAUAGGGCGUCCAUUUAUGUACUUGUACAACUACAAAAGCAACUUUAGCAAUCUCGAAAAAGAAAUUGGAAAGCUGAAGGAUGCGAGAGAUGAGGUGAAGGAUAAGGUUGUUGCAGCUGAAAAGAACGUGAAAAAUAUCAAACAGCAGGUUAAAGACUGGCAGAGGGAUGUGGAUUCCAUCAUUGAUGAAGCAGAGAAGUUGAUUCAAGAGAAAACAAACAGCCGAUGUUUCAACUUGAUCACCUUUUACAAAAAUAGCAGGAAAGCAUCGAAAAAGGUGAAGGCUGUAGCUGAAUUCCUGCAGGAAAAAGAAACAUGCAGUGAAGUUUCCCUUCCUACCACUCAUGAAGACAUUCGGCUUAAGAACAAAGAUUACGAGGAAUUUGAAUCAAGACUCUCAACUUUGAAUGGUGUCUUGAACGCUUUAGCAGAUACUGAGGUGGCAUUAUUGGGGUUUUCGGAAUGGGUGGCAUUGGCAAAACCAUGCUGGUCAAAGAAGUUGGUCAGCAAUCCAAGAAAAAACAGCUCUUGGAUGAGGUAUCUGAUAAAGCAGACACUAAAAAGAUUCAAGAUGAACUAGCAAAUCAGUUACUUCUGAAAUUUGAGACGGAGGC